Messenger RNA from Octopus bimaculoides (California two-spot octopus), 492 nucleotides. RefSeq lists its product as uncharacterized. The record is from RefSeq and is a predicted model, not a curated record. Lineage: Eukaryota; Metazoa; Mollusca; Cephalopoda; Octopoda; Octopodidae.
AUGGAAAGUCAUCUAGAUACAUUUAUCUUCACCGGUCUGUCAAACAGAAUUCAGAAUGACUUGAUCGAUGCAAUUCAUAAAGUUAUGUUGAAUGAGAUGCAAAAGGAAAUUGAGCAAGCUAAGUUUGUUUCUAUUCUUGUUGAUGAGACAUCUGAUGUCUCAGCAUAUUCACAACUGUCAACAGUUUUACGUUAUGUUACAGAAGACUGUGUGACGAAAGAACGAUUUAUCGGUUUUAUUGAUGUUAGUGCAGAUCGAUCUACAAAUGUUUUAUCUGAACAUGAUUUUAAAUGCAUUGAGACGUGGCAAUGUGGAAAGAAAUUGAUUGCACAGAAAUAUGAUGGUGCCGCUACAAUGGCAGGACAAUUAGAUGGAUUACAGGGGGAAAAUAUGGAGUCGAUGCAGGAAUCGGAAUUCAGAGAUCCAAGAAUAUAUCUAUUGAGCCCCAACGACAUUAUAGGAUGCUUUAUAACAAAAUUAUCAGUACAAUAG